GGCUCAUGUUCCGCGACCUGAACAUGACUUGUCUUCCAGUGCAAGAGUGUAUGCCUUCAUAACCGCCUCUUCUCUUGCCCCCCCUCGCUCUAUCUUCUCUCGACUACUCUUUAUCCCCAGAAAUGGCGGACCAGGACCUUUCACUUUCGACUCCGGCCCCUCCCACGAGACCCUCGGCCCAUUUCUAUCCUUUCGCAACCUCACCGGACAUUAUUCGCUCCCACGAAAAAGAUGCGUUCCUCACGGCCGGCCUAGCCAACCAGGCCCAAUCCAUCAUCCGAACGCUUCGUGGCGCCCGAUAUGCGCAUACUUAUUCAGAGGCCAUCAAACACCUAACCGAGCUUCUGUACUUCUCCCUCACGACAUUGACAGGGAACCGGACGCUAGGGGAAGAGUAUUGCGACCUUGUUCAAUUGGAAGAUGAUACACUGCAGUUGCCAUCAAUUGCCAGGCGGCUGGGAUACGUUCUGAGUAGUAUAAUGGUACCCUGGACGCUUCAGCGUAUCCUCCCCGGCUUUCGACAGCGCCUGCGCGCCAAACUGGAGCGCAGCAUUGCUCGGCAACAAAUGAAGGCACAACAGGGAAAAGAGCCCAUAAACUCCUCAAAGAACAAGCCAAAGCCAUCUUUCUUCACGAAGUUACGCAUCCAGAAAUACAUCUUGGAACAUUUAGAUUCAAUCACGUCCUUGUCGCCAAUAUACGCCCUGAGCAUUGCGACGUUCUAUUUUACAGGAUCCUAUUACCACUUGUCAAAACGUUUCUGGGGGCUCCGUUACGUUUUCACCAAGAAAUUAGAGGAGAAUGAACAACGUGUUGGUUACGAGGUGUUGGGAGUCUUACUAGUUCUGCAAAUCGCAGUCCAGAGUAUUCUCCACGUGAAAAAAGUUAGCGACAGCUUGCAGCAAGAGGACCAGGAUGUGCAAUCUGAAGCCGCUGGAGGUACCGGGAAAGAAGAUACCUUGGUCCGUUCGAUCGAGCAGCCGUCAUCUCUUCCUCUUCUCCCUGCUUCCAGCGCUAGAUAUGAUCUAUCGGAAGAACCGGAUGCUAUCCCGUGGAUUCCUCAGGGGCAGCAAAGCAAAUGCACGCUUUGCCUUGAGUCCUUCAAGGACCCAAGUGUUACAACAUGCGGGCAUGUGUUUUGCUGGACAUGCGUUUGCGAUUGGGUUCGCGAGAAGCCUGAAUGUCCCCUUUGCCGACAAGAGGUCCUUGCAUCGAAAGUACUCCCACUGCGAGGCUGAGUGAUUGCACCCUAGAGGGCGGAAAGCUUUGAUAACUGUACAAACAUUUGCAUCAUGAUCUCAUCUUCCCUGCAGCUUAAGAUAUUGAGCGGCGGUAUGCAUAUUGAUCACACGAGCUUUAGAUAUAUACCCGACUGUUUAUUGAGCAUUUAAUAUAUUAUGCGCACUAUUGAUCCCGUCUGAUAAUUAUUUUAUAAGAUGCAUAUUUACAAUAGCCGGGGCUCCAUAACGGAUCUCAGCCGUGGCACAAUCCAAUUGUACGUGCUAAAGACGUUUCUAAGGUUGGGCGCCAUGUUCCGUGCCGAAAACCCAUAACACGCCACUAGAUAGUAAGUAUGUACAAGAAUUAUCGGUGACAUACC
This is a messenger RNA of Aspergillus versicolor CBS 583.65, 1600 nucleotides long. It is a transcript of the gene pex10, whose product is annotated as ubiquitin-protein ligase peroxin 10. Gene Ontology annotation, molecular function: zinc ion binding. The coding region runs from base 123 to 1238 and encodes 371 amino acids. NCBI's taxonomy places the organism in Eukaryota, Fungi, Ascomycota, Eurotiomycetes, Eurotiales, Aspergillaceae. Gene Ontology annotation, cellular component: peroxisomal membrane. Gene Ontology annotation, biological process: protein import into peroxisome matrix. The record is from RefSeq and is a predicted model, not a curated record. The transcript has a single exon.